ACCAAUAACUCUGACACCAUCAUGCUGUUCAGUAAUGGACCAAACGAAGAUGUACCAGGGCCAUCAGCAUUGAUCCUAUCUCCUGACUCUAUCCAGCACAACUCACAAAACUCCAACAUGAUUGCAAACCAGCAGAUGAUUCUGGAAAACCAACAGAUCAUUGUGAAUAACCAGCUGAAACUGAUGCAAGCGCUUGCUAAAAUGCAAACAGGCGUGGAUUAUCUGAUGGAGAGCAAUAUGUUUGGGAAUAUCCAGCCAAAUGAUAAAACCAACAUCUUACUGAAACCGGUGGACUCUCUUUCGGAUCUAAAUGCAUUGGAAGAGAGCCUGAAAGAACCUACUGCUAUGGAAAAAUACAUAACUAACAUGAGUUUUAUCUGCGGAACAGACGGCAAAUCAACAGGUAUGGACAGUUGUUAUAAACUCGUAGAUUUUUUCAUUACUAGAGAGUUCAUGCACUUAUGUUCAUGGACUGGAAACUCCAAAGUAACCGAUGAGAAUGAUUCUUUGAACGCGCAGUUUCUAGAAUCUCCGGGUAAAAUUCCGUUGAAAUUUUACACUAAUUUUCGAUCGCUGUUUUUGAAACUGAUUCGCUUGGCUGACAAAGAUUUCACGGAAGUUAAGUGCGAUGAGUUUUUCAAACGUGUAAUGAAAAAUAGCAAGGCAAGGCUGCAAGCAAAAACGGCAUCGAAACAUAAGAACCGUCCAAACAAUUUGAAAUACAAGUCUCGCAAAACUGAGAUCUCUACUGGGAAUGGUCAAGAGGAACCUACUGAGAAAAAAACGUCUGAAUCUGCUCAAGCACCGCAGAGCUAA
Molecule: messenger RNA, 816 nt
Organism: Ochlerotatus camptorhynchus
Lineage: Eukaryota; Metazoa; Arthropoda; Insecta; Diptera; Culicidae
Exons: 1
Coding region: 22-816 (264 amino acids)
Source: RefSeq, a predicted model, not a curated record